Messenger RNA from Lachancea fermentati, 2073 nucleotides. The record is from the annotation of a GenBank genome assembly. NCBI's taxonomy places the organism in Eukaryota, Fungi, Ascomycota, Saccharomycetes, Saccharomycetales, Saccharomycetaceae.
AUGAAAGAAGAGGCUAGAGUCAAAUCGCAUUCUCCAGUGUGCCGAUCACCGCCAGCAAAUGAGUUUGUGCCGUCUACGCGGGAAGAGUGUCCCAAAGUAAAAGUAAAGCGUGUUGAAUCGCUGUUUUUGAUAACAUAUUCAGAUAUCGCAUCGGAGGGUGUUGUGGAGCUACACAAGUAUGAUGCGUUCAACGUAUGUCUAUACAUUGAUAUUCCGACUAUCGACUACUAUAAUGACGAGCUCAAGCACAAUAGGCUCUCGCGGCUCAACAGGCGGUUCAAAGUGCACAAGCUUCGAGAGCUUAUAUUCUCUAGCAUAACCAACUAUAAUGAAGGCUUUUGGGCUUGUAUGCGGAGCAGAGACGCACGCGCUAAGAGCAUCAGCUUCAAUUUCUCCGUAUCCUCGAGUGGCGCUUUGCGCUACGUGGAAACAAUCAAGUAUCUCAUAGAGUCCUGUUGGGAGAAGCUGCAAGAAUGUCAAGCACUACAUGUCUGCUUUAAACUCCAGGUAUCUCCGACCUCUCUCAUAUGGUUCAAAACGUUUCUAGCUAAGGAUAUGUUAGCUAAGGAGAUUGUGAAGUUCGAGCUUAUAGGCAACUAUAACAUGAUUACAUCUUCUACCACGCUGUUCAAGGAGUAUUACACAAGGCUCAACGAUAAAUUCACAAAAAAAGCACGCUCAACGUCCCUGGAUUCCAUCAUCAUUAUAACCAAUAGCACAGGUGUAAAGGCAUUGCUGACGAUUUUGUCGGAUAAACCUCUCACAAGUUAUUUAUCACAAGAGUCGCUAGAAGCGCUUCACAGCAACGCACUCCGUGAAAAACCUCCACGUCUUUUAUCAGUAGGAUCCGGCGAUAGCGAGGAUGAUACCCCGCUUCAACGGGACUCUUCAUCGUUAUUAAGUUUUCAAAACUCCCUUAUCACUUCUAAUAAAGACAAGUCGGUGAAAAUAAGAACACCGGCUCUUGUAACGAGGGGUAAUCAGGUGAGUGGUGCUGUAGAAGAUUCGACUAGCGGUACAGUAUCAGUUGCCGCCUUCCAAGAAGAUUCUGAGGGCGAAGAUGAAGAUGAUGAAGCAGACAAUGACGAAGAUGGUUUGAGUUUUUCUGUGCCCAGCAGGCUUUCUCGUUGUGGGUCAGAAGUUGAUCUUAAAUCAAGACAAGUUGAAGAAACAUCUACUACACGUCGCUUUAGAUCCUUGAGUUUGAUGGAUCCGGCUUUGAAAGCUCCUUUCUCGCAGGAUGUACCAUCUUCCUCGUCGCGAGUUCCUACGUCAAUGGAAACUAUAGAAGAUGAAAUGUGCUCUCCCACCGCAAACUCUUUGAACAAGGAUCGGUAUACAAAUAUCUAUGUGCACGAUGGACAGUUCGAAGGUGAUACACCUGUCCCAGCGAAGAAACCUGCAAGGAAACUAUUGCGUUCUAACUCACGCAACAACUCUAGUAAUGGCUUAAUACCACCUGAGUUCUAUUCUAGAAUAUCAUCACCCUCCACAAGUAAUAGCAGUUCUAAUACCUCGCUCAACAACAUUAACAUUCUACCAGGUACGUUUUCAAAACUUUUAGACUCAACAGGCGAGCAAAGCAAUGGAGAAUCACAUUCGCUUUUUGAAAAAAAUUUGAUUAAUAAAUCAUUCGAAGAGGCUAGAAAACAACCCCCACCAAACUUCUUCCACACAUUAAUAGGCCAACAGGACAUGAAUAGGUUUGCAUUGAAUUUCAAAAGCAACAAAACGAUCCCUACUACUGUAAAAUUGCUCGACGAUGAAGAUAGAUUGAUGUCCGGAGCUGGAAACUACAGUUCUUGGACAUCAGAUGAUGAUUCGAAGUCUAACACUGAAUCAGUAACAACUUUGAUUGCACAGGACGAACUUUCCUCAAGCACUUCCACCACGUCUAAGAAACUCAAUCUUCAGAUAUACGACAACCCAGAUGACGAAGUCAAAUCAACUCCGGAGACAGAGGAGAGCAAACCAAAAUCCACUUACAAGAAACCCAAGUUUACUUUGGAUCUUUACAAUGACGACGAUGUAGAAUCAAACGGUGGAUGGUUAUUGGGAGGAAAUGCUCGGUAA